CAAACAUUUUCUUCAUAUUCUUCAUAUGUGCUCCGAUUCCAACAAUUCUUGGCUCGUUGGAAUGUGCUCGAUGUCAUGCACAAUCCAAGCACAUCUGCACAAGCACAAGAUGAACAUGCAAAGACAUGCAAACCCAACAAACCAUACAAACAACGUAGCACACAAAACACAUGCAACGAAAUGAUGCGAACAGACGACAGGAUG
Molecule: messenger RNA, 204 nt
Organism: Closterium sp. NIES-67
Lineage: Eukaryota; Viridiplantae; Streptophyta; Zygnematophyceae; Desmidiales; Closteriaceae
Source: the annotation of a GenBank genome assembly